Guyanagaster necrorhizus is the source of this 1680-nucleotide messenger RNA. RefSeq names its product acyl-CoA oxidase. The record is from RefSeq and is a predicted model, not a curated record. Gene Ontology annotation, biological process: lipid homeostasis; fatty acid beta-oxidation using acyl-CoA oxidase. The transcript has 6 exons. NCBI's taxonomy places the organism in Eukaryota, Fungi, Basidiomycota, Agaricomycetes, Agaricales, Physalacriaceae. Gene Ontology annotation, cellular component: peroxisome. Bases 1 to 1680 code for a protein of 559 amino acids. Gene Ontology annotation, molecular function: FAD binding; acyl-CoA oxidase activity; fatty acid binding.
AUGUCUUCCGCACACAACUGGCCCUCGCAGUCCCUCCUCAACCUCGACGUGUUCAGAGCGACCGGUGUGAGCGCCAACACCCGUUCCGAUGCCCUUGCGCUCUCAGAAAGCGCGUAUCAGCGGGCGGGGCUUAUCUGGAAGGCUUGGGACCUCACCUUCGAAGAUGUCGUCAACCUCAGUCCCAAGUUCUGGAAGAUGCACAACGACCCCAUCGCCUGUCACAAUGUUUCCUCCGUAACCAUCAUGACCAUCCAUCUCAAUCUUGCUGUGGGUACCAUUGGAACAUACGCUGCCGAUCGUCCCGAGCUUCAGGCUCUAUGCAAGGAUAUGAUGGAUUGGAAAGCUAUCGGUCAAUUCCUUCUCACUGAAGCUGGUCACGGUUUGGAUGCGACCAACCUAGAGACCACCGCUACUCUCCAGUCUGAUGGCACUUUCAUUCUUAACUCCCCCAACCGGGCUGCUUCAAAGUAUAUGCCCCCGACUGUUCCGGUUUUGGGUAAACCUUGCUAUGGUGUCGUCUGGUCCCAGUUGAUCGUCGAUGGCGAGAAACGUGGUAUCAGGCCUUUUGUCGUCCAAUUGAACGACGGCGUUCACAUGAGCAAGGGUAUCACCGCCAAAUUGAUUCCUACUCGACAUGGCGCAGCUCCAGUCAACCAUGCCGUCACCCGCUUCGCCCAGGUCCACCUUCCGCAGUGGUCUCUCCUUGGACCCAUCGGCGACAAACCCUCAACUCACGCUGACUUCCUCGCCGCUAUCUGGCGUGUCUCCGUUGGUACACUCUCUUUGGCUUCGUUCGCUCUCCCAGCUAUGCAAAUUGCUGCUCACAUCGCGUACAAAUACUCUCUUCGUCGUAAAGUCGGCGUCCCUGCGCAACCCAUCAUCAGCUUCCGCACCCAGCAGAUCCCCAUCUUCACUGCAGUCGCGCAGACGUAUGUCAUUGAGGCGUGGACGAAGCAUGCGAUUAAACACUUUAUGGAUCCCGCUGCGAACCGUCAAGCGAGGCAUGCGAUUGCGACCAUCUACAAGGCCGUGGUUAUGGAGCAUGCACAGACCACCCACUUCCAUCUUUCGGAGAGGCUGGGUGCUCAGGGCUUGUUUGACUAUAACCAGAUCGUCUCUCAGUUUGCUGAGAUGAGAGGUGUUGUCAUUGCUGAGGGUGAUGUCCUUGUUCUGGCUAUUCGUCUCGCCUCAGAACUCCUCCAGGGUAAAUACUCUAUUCCGGCCCCUCUCUACCCCAACAGUCUCCUCGCCCAGCACGAAAAAGGCGUGUUCGAAGAAGCUCGCGCUCUUGUCAUGAAACACGGACCUCGGUCGAAACAAUAUGCUGACUACAUUCUUCCUCGGUCUAAAGACCUCGUUGAAGCCAUUGGCCACCGGAUGGCGCACGAAAGCGCUUUGGUCGAAGGUAUCCCCGCUGUUCUCGCCGAUAUCUACGAAGUCUUUGCCAUUCAGAAGGACGUGGGUUGGUACGUCGAGGCUGGGCUCCUCACCCGGGCUAGGGUUGCGGAUAUGCAGAACUCGGCAAUGACGAAUGCUUUUGGGAACAUGAACGAGUGGGUUGAUGGGAUGGGUGUGGCCAAGUGGGUCAAGGUGCCAAUUCUCACGGAGAAAGACUGGGAUAAUUUCGUGGAUUCGAUGUAUACAUUCAGGGAGGCUCCGGAGGAGAUAGCACUUUUGUAA